AUGCAAAAGUUUGAAAAUUUCGCAAGGAAAUUUUUUACAAAAUAUCAAGAUCAUGGCUAUAUUGAAUUUGAAAACGAACCUGAUUUCAAUCCAGAUGGAUCUUGGUUUAUGAAGAAGAUGGUUAAAGCAAAAGAAGUUCUUAAUUCAAUUAAUAGUUCAGUCAAAUUAAUUCAUGCAGGAAUUGGUUUAGCAAAUAUGAACUGGUUUGAUGAAACAAUGAAAGUCCCUGGAGCUGUCAACUCUUUUGACAUAAUGGCGCUUCACCCUUAUACAGAUCAAUUCAUUAAUUUUGGACAAAUGAGAAGACUUAAGAAUAUGCUUGAAGGAUGGCCAAGGCAUAUCAAAGAAAAAUAUGGUAAAGAUGUUCCUCUAUGGAUUACUGAGAUGGGAAUGUCAACACCAUACAUUGCUUGGUAUGAUUAUUACAAAUGGAUCUUGAAUGUUAGUUCAAACAUCCUCUUUGAUGGUAAGAUUCCAAACAUUGCAAUGUUUUUUGAUGCAAAAUUCAGCUCAGAUGAAUUUGGAAUGAAUCAUCCUUAUAAUGUAAUUCCUUCAACAUUAUCAGCAGUUUUUGGAAAGAAAGUCAAACAAUUCAAUCUUAAGACAAUUAAAAACAUUAAAGUUGAAGAAUAUCCUAUCCUUUUCUUACCAUUUGGAGAAAUGUUCCCUUUGAACAUAUAUGAUGAUGUUUUCGAAUAUGUUAAAAAUGGAGGCACAAUAUAUGUGAAUGAAGGAUAUUCAUUCUAUUAUACAUGGUAA
This is a messenger RNA of Trichomonas vaginalis G3, 759 nucleotides long. Its product is annotated as (trans)glycosidase family protein. The transcript has a single exon. NCBI's taxonomy places the organism in Eukaryota, Parabasalia, Trichomonadida, Trichomonadidae. The record is from RefSeq and is a predicted model, not a curated record. Bases 1 to 759 code for a protein of 252 amino acids.